This is a messenger RNA of Paralichthys olivaceus (Japanese flounder), 897 nucleotides long. The record is from RefSeq and is a predicted model, not a curated record. Lineage: Eukaryota; Metazoa; Chordata; Actinopteri; Pleuronectiformes; Paralichthyidae.
AAUUUUAAACUUUCAUUUGACCUCUGACCUCUGACCCUCUCCUGCAGGUGUGGUGGUGAACGGUCGGUUGAUCGGCUCCAAGCAUCUUCACAAAUCCCACCUCCGCACCUACUUCGGCACCAUCUCGAUCUACUACCAGCCCGACGGGCUCAGUGUGACCGUCGGCACCGACAGCAUCUCCAUGAACGACGGCAGCAACAACCACACCUUCACCUGGGGGGCCACGGCGGAGAUCUCACAGGACGGGGUGAGGAUUUCCAUCAUGAAAGACUCUCACGUCACCGUCACAGUGAACAACAACAUCCAGGUGAUGGUGCUGCUGCACCGUGUGUGGAAGAAAAAUCCCGCCAACGUCGACUUCCUGGGGAUCUACAUUCCCAACGACAACCAGUACUCCCCUCUGGUGCACGGCCUCAUAGGUCAGUUCUCCAGAGAGCCUGAAGCGAGCGUGCACAACGUCCACGAAGGAGUCGACCCUCUGAAGAAGGAGGCCACCAUGGAGGUGAAGGGCAACAAGCUGCUCGUCACCAGGGGCUGGCAGAAGGACUACAGGCAGGAUAAGCGGCGCGGCUCUAACAUUUACUGCUGGUUCAUCCACAACAGCGGGAAGGGCUUCAUCGACGGCCACUACACCGACUACAUCGUCCCAAACCUCGACAGCUUCCUUCAGACGCUCUGAACACAGAGACGCAGAAACCUUUGUUUUUCUCCUCCGUUGUAAACACGUGUAACUAAUCAGUUUUUCUUCAAGAGUAAUUUAAUCCAUUUCUUCACAGAUUACGUUUCAAAUAAAAAACAGACGUCACUUAGGUUGAAUUUAUUUGGACAAAAUUUACAUCUGCAAUCUUAAGACAACUUGAAAAUUAAUCCAAAAAAUAAAAAACUAAACAAAUUGAA